Messenger RNA from Bacidia gigantensis, 774 nucleotides. RefSeq lists its product as uncharacterized. The record is from RefSeq and is a predicted model, not a curated record. Gene Ontology annotation, molecular function: electron transfer activity; flavin adenine dinucleotide binding. Bases 1 to 774 code for a protein of 257 amino acids. The transcript has 2 exons. Gene Ontology annotation, cellular component: mitochondrion. NCBI's taxonomy places the organism in Eukaryota, Fungi, Ascomycota, Lecanoromycetes, Lecanorales, Ramalinaceae.
AUGUAUAUCGACAACAGCGCUUAUGACAAGGGUUUAGCAGAGAACUAUGCGCCGUUGAUAGUGGAGAACGUCAAGUCACAACAAUGCACGCACGUUUUUGCUGCCCACUCAGCAUUCGGCAAAAGCCUGAUGCCGAGAGUCGCGGCGCUUCUGGAUGUGCAACAAAUAUCUGACAUCACCGCCAUUGAGAGCGAGGAUACUUUUACGCGGCCGAUCUACGCUGGGAAUGCUAUCUUGACGGUGCAAUCGUCUGACAAAAUCAAGAUCGUGACGCUGAGAGGGACAUCCUUUGCUGUAGCAGAGACCGAGGGCGGCUCUGCUGAAAUCAUUGAAGGGGCCGACCCUAAAGUCGACAUCACGACUGAAUGGGUUUCUGAAGAUCUCGCCAAGUCAGACCGACCGGAUCUUACAAGCGCAAGCAAGGUCGUGUCCGGUGGCAGAGGUCUCAAGUCUAAGGAGGAGUUUGACAGAUUGAUUCCGCCCUUAGCAGAUGCGCUUGGAGCCGCUAUCGGUGCCUCAAGAGCAGCCGUUGAUAGCGGAUUCGCAGACAACAGCCUCCAAGUUGGGCAGACUGGCAAGAAUGUAGCACCGCAGUUGUAUCUCUGCGCCGGCAUAUCUGGAGCGAUCCAGCAUCUCGCUGGCAUGAAGGAUAGUAAAGUGAUUGCGGCUAUUAACAAGGAUGGGGACGCCCCAAUCUUUCAAGUUGCUGACGUUGGCCUUGUUGGAGAUCUCUUCACCAAGGUCCCAGAGUUGACCGGGAAACUUCGGAGAUGA